AUGAUGUACGGAUCGGAGACUUGGGCAACCCCAUCGUGGGUGAUGGAGAGGCUUGAUUGCACGGAACGAAAGCUGCUUAGACGGCUACUUGGCUACUUUUGGCCAAGGGUAUGCCACAGUGAAGAUGUUUACGCAGAAAUUGAUGUGGUAUGUGGACAGUCACAGGUAGUGUCUAGCUCCAGGACCCAGAUCAAUACAAAAGAAAAAGUGUGGAUGACACGUGGAAGAUAUCAACAUCUUGCAUCGCCAUCGAAAAUGGCUAAAGUAAAUUGUCUUCGCUUCUUUGGUCAUAUAUUAAGGAGACCGACAGAUCGAUUUGUUCAACGAGUUCUGAAGAGUUUGUCGGGUGCGAGCUAG
This is a messenger RNA of Necator americanus (New World hookworm), 357 nucleotides long. RefSeq lists its product as uncharacterized. The transcript has a single exon. Lineage: Eukaryota; Metazoa; Nematoda; Chromadorea; Rhabditida; Ancylostomatidae. The record is from RefSeq and is a predicted model, not a curated record. The coding region runs from base 1 to 357 and encodes 118 amino acids.